Molecule: messenger RNA, 1335 nt
Organism: Rotaria socialis
Lineage: Eukaryota; Metazoa; Rotifera; Eurotatoria; Philodinida; Philodinidae
Source: the annotation of a GenBank genome assembly
AUGAAUAAUAUGUUCCCACCGAUUAAUCCUCAUUCGAGGCCUCCCUCCGAAGAUUUGCGUGGCGUUGGCACCAAUGGCACAACUGAAAUUCAUUCGGCUUCGAAACAACAACAAAUUCGACGACAACAACAGCAGACAAUCGAUCAACAACGACGGAGUCCACUUAGAAGUAAUUCGUUAUUAACGACAACAGCGAGUAGAUAUGUAACAGCAGCAGCAGCAGCAGCCGCUGCUGCUGUUUCAUCGCCUUCUGUAUCGGUUUCACCUCUUGUUCGUUCACCAUCAUUUGUGCAAAAUGGUUCUUCAGCACAAUUUGAACCCGCAAAAAUCAUUUAUCGGUCAAGUGAUUAUGCAUGGAAUGAUCAUUCCAAUAAUGUAAAUGCCUCUAAUCAACCGAUGCGUGCUGGUAGUCCAAUUAAAAGUAAAAUCGUAUCAUCAGCACGUCAUCUGACCAAUGGAACACUACAUGAAAGUACAGCAGCUACAGCUGGUGCGUCCAUACUUCAUAUACCAACACCAUCAUCUCCACAACAAAACUUUCGUGAGGACAUGAAUAAUGGAGAUUUACUUGUAUCACCUACAGCUAAAUCUCGUCAUACAGCACGAUUUCAACGUACGAAUAGUCAUUUAGAUAAAUCACCUGCUACAGCUGGCUACGGUUUACCAAUGCGAAGUGAAAGCUAUCGUUCAUCUCGUCUCGAUUAUGGCGGCAUGAGACCGCGACAUACAUCAUCCAAACAACGAAAUUAUGUUAAUUCUAAAACAUCAUUUCAUGAAGUGAAUAGUGGCGAAUUCUAUCUAACGAGUGCGCAAGAUGAAAAUAUCUACUAUCAUCCACAACAACAACAACAACAACAAAUGAGUUUAAUGAGUAGUACACAGCGUUUAAAUGGUUCAACACUUGAUAUAACAGCUAGUCGAAAACCAUUGUCACCUAAUCGAACAAAUACAUAUAAUGUUCCAAUGAAUGGAACGGCUCAACAUAAUUAUUUUACUUCAUCACAAGAACUUCAUCGUAGUGAAACAAAUAUCGAUCGAAAUAAUAAUUACGGACGUUUUACUGGACGUGGUACAACAUCCAAAGAACAAAUUGUGUCUGCACCUAAAUAUCGUCAUUCAUCAACAACACCAGUAGUAAUGUCAAACGCACCUGGUGAAAGACAUCCAUCAGCUCAAUCCUAUAAAUCUCGUGAUGCAAAUAUCUCAUAUGCGUAUACAGAUGUGAAAAAAUAUAUUGAUGAAAAUGAUUUAAUGUCACCCGAAAAAGAACAAAUUAUACGAAACUGGGUUAUCGAUGUUGAAAAACAUCGACAUCACUUACAAAAAUUUGAGUGA